GUUUAUUAUCUUCUUUCUGUUCAAGUGCCAUUUCGUUGCAUGCAGUGCAGUCUAUAAAACAGAAUGCGUUCUCCGCGGGUCUCGAGUUUCCUAUCACUUAUCGUCAUUCGUAGCGUAUAAACAUAACAGCACGCGGUCAUUAGCUCUCGAUUCAUAUUGUUUACGUAUUCGUCUGGGCACAUGGGAGGUCGGCCGGAGCGCGGCUAGAAAAUCGCGUCGGGACCGCUACGCGUGAGACGACGGGCACGUAUCGCCGUUCGUGGCGUUCCCUCGAGGCGUCGUGAUUACGGAUAUCGGGCGACGGGACUCACCGCGGGACUCGCGUAAGCGCAAAAAUGUCAUCGAGCUACGCGGACGGGUUAUCGCCGUACGAAAACAAAGGAGUGCUGGGACUGGAGGAGAGAUACGACAGCGUCGAGACUCUACGCUUGAAAUGUGGUCUCCUGGCCGAAUGGAUACAAGGCGCGCGUCACGUCGUCGUCCACACCGGCGCCGGUAUCAGCACCGCGGCUGGUAUCCCCGACUUUCGGGGUACAAAUGGUGUUUGGACAUUGGAGCAGAAGGGCUUGAAACCUUCCAUGAACAUCUCUUUUGACGAGGCAAUUCCUACAAAGACACACAUGGCAUUGAAAAAAUUGAUAGAGGCCAAAAGAGUAAAGUUUAUCAUAAGUCAGAAUAUAGAUGGGCUGCAUCUACGAUCAGGAAUACAAAGGCAGUACCUUGCUGAGUUGCACGGAAACAUGUUUACAGAGCAGUGUGACAAGUGUGGCAGGCAAUUUAUUCGUAAUUUUGCGACCAAAAGCGUGGGAAAAAAGUCGUUGGAUACUGUAUGCAGAUCGGAGCAAAUAGGCGGUCGUCCGUGCCGUGGCCGAAUGCACGAUACCAUUCUUGAUUGGGAGCAUAAUUUGCCAGACAGCGACUUGACACUGUCUGAUCUUCACUCCAGUGUCGCCGAUUUAAGUAUAUGUCUGGGAACGACGUUACAAAUUAUUCCAAGUGGUAAUCUGCCUUUAUAUACGAAAAAAUACGGAGGUCGUCUCGUUAUAUGUAAUUUGCAACCAACAAAACAUGAUAAGAAAGCUGACUUAAUCAUUAACGGCAACGUCGACGAGGUAAUGGUGGCGGUCAUGAAAAAAUUGGGACUGGAAAUUCCGGAAUAUGAAAGCGGCAUGGAUCCAACACGAAAUUCCGACACAACGGCUAAAGAGAUGGACUGGACGAUCCCGACCAGUAGAGUAAAAGAGAUGAAUGUGCUGUAUAAAAAGGUGUGUAAGCCAAUGCGAAGAAAACGGAAAACGUUUAUGUAUGAGAGGGAGAGAACAGACACCAACAGGGAAACUAAGGCCAGGAAGCAGGCAAUUACCUUUAAGCAAGAAAUCAAAACUGAAGAUAAUAUAACCACAUCGGGUGAAAUGUGUAAGACCGGAAAUGAUCGUGUGGUUGACGACUCCGUUAAGAUAGAAGAGAACGCGGAGGAUGUUGAAUCGUGUAGAUAUUCGAUGGAAGACGCAACCGAGCAUAACACUGAUCUGAAAAUGAAUCAAACGGUGUAGUUUAUUGAAGUUUUAUUGAAGUAAUAAUUUUCCAUUCUAACAUUUCGAUUAUUCUCAGUGUACGCUACAGUUACUUAUCAGUGCAUAUUGAAUGAUGUUCAUUGUCCAUGUGAAAUAUGCGAUAGAUUUGCUAAUGUUCAGUAGGCAUUUGAAGCAUACUCGCUGCACAUUUAGUAUUAAAUGUGGCUUUCCCCUUUUUCUCCCUUACCUCUUUCUCUCUUUUUCUUCCUCUCUCUCCCUUCUUUUCCUCUUUUUUUCCUUUCCAUUUUUCUGUUCCUUCCUACUUUUUGUUUAUAUAAAAAAAUUAAGAAUAUACAAACAAUUUUAAAACACGGUUGUCUUCACUAAGAUUUUUGCUUCUAUAUAUUUACAUAUUUUUUAUCCAAACUUGUAUUCAGAAAGCAAUAACAAAUGAUGAUCCUCGCCUGCGAGAAUAAUACUUCGGUCUGUAUAAUUUUCUAAGCGCGUACUGAUUGUGGACAUAAAACAUUUAACAUUAAAUGUGCAAUAAGAAUACGGGCCCAUGAUUUUGUUUUCAGGACAUGUCAUUUAUGAAGACAGUGAAAAUAUUCCGAUAGUUGUAUAUAUUCUUGUUAGUGUUUAUCAAGUUCCGUUUGCGUAUUGCAUCUGCUUUUUACAAGUAGCCUAUAUAUUGACGCGUAUGCAUAUUAGAUAUUGCGACGAGAGAUUCGACAUAGAGAGAUCAAAUCUCUCGACAAGCAACGUGUUCCAGAUUUCUCGUGCAUAAUACGAUACUUUUUCCACUAUAGAUUACUAAUAAGGUUUUUCGAUAAAAGAGAUCUUCCUAGAAGACAUUUCGCCAGUAAGAACUUCCAUAAGCUUUUUUUAAUUGAGAAUAGCUGAAUUCUCCAAGUAGUUGCUUGAUCGUAAUAAUAAGAAUAAUACAGAUAUUAAACUGCCUAGUACACGAAUACUUUAUGCCCAUAAACGGUUGAGAAUAUCUCCGACAGAUUUUUUUUUUAUAUUAAACAACUAGCGAUUUUUAUAUAUAAUUUUCCUCCAUCUUCCAUUCCUUUUGUGGAUAUUUUUCAUUGAUUCUGCUAUUUUCAGCAAUUGACGCAAAAAAAUACAUGUAUCCUACAAAAAAAAACGUAUAAAAGAAGUAUAUCUCCAGUAAAGGUCAUUUUGAACGUCUCAAAUAUGGCUGAAAUAAAAUAUAAAUGUAAUUAAGAAAGAGGCAAGAUAAAAAAAAAAGAUUUUUUCAAUAUGACGUUAUAAACGAUCGGAUCAUGAAGAAAUUAUGAAUCCAACAUCGUUUCUACUGGCGACAUUUCCUGUGUGACUUUCCUAAAUAAUUGCUUUCGUAAAUAGAUUAUUCUAGGUCCCGUUGAUCGUCCUCGAUGUUCAGGUAUGUUCGCCUUACGAAAAUUGACAGCGCACACGGGACCGAUUUGCGCGUCAUAUUAUAAUACAAAGCACAUGUAUAAGUAAGCUAAUAGCACUAUUUGCUACAAGCUGAUGUUAGAUUGUCCGAUAAAUUCAGAUGUUGAAUUUUUAACAGAGUGCGCCGUUUUCCAUAUAGUGUUGAAAGGGAAUGUUGAAAGUAAAAGUUUUAACAAUAUCUCGCAGUUAGUACGCUAAACAAUUUUCGCGCGUAGAUUAUAUAAGCUGCCACUUGUAGAGUGCAUUCCGAUAGAAUGCGAUAUAGCGAAUCAUGUAAUAUUUAUAUGUACAUAGUGAUGUUUGCUUCAUUCAUCGUAAUACAUGACUUUAUAUAUAUUUAAGUAAUCAUUAUUAUUCGCCAGAUAUAAUAUUCGGAAAUAAAAAAUACAUCUAUGAAAAGGA
Molecule: messenger RNA, 3359 nt
Organism: Temnothorax curvispinosus
Lineage: Eukaryota; Metazoa; Arthropoda; Insecta; Hymenoptera; Formicidae
Gene: Sirt6
Product: NAD-dependent protein deacetylase Sirt6
Exons: 7
Coding region: 336-1553 (405 amino acids)
Molecular function (GO): NAD+ binding
Source: RefSeq, a predicted model, not a curated record